AUGGGCAGCAUCAGGCGGCACAAGAAUGCGAUGAGCGCUUUGCUGGCCGAGUUCUACGAUAAGCCCAACAACAAUCUCGAGUUCGGUGACGAGUUCGACGAUUAUAUUGUCAAUAAAAAGCGGCGUGAGGACGAGGGCACCGCCGGCAGCAUGUGCCAGAGCAUCGUCCGGUACGCCCGGCCCCAGAAGGCCAAGGCAGCGUCGGGCGAGUGGAAGUUCAUCGUCAACACGGGACAGCACACGCAGACGCUGCGUCUGGAGAAGUGCAGCAAUCCUGGCGAAAGCUGCUCGUAUCUGGCGCAGACGUAUCGCUCGCACUGCUCGCAGGUGUACAACUACCAUCGGCUGCUGAGCUGGGACAAGGUGCGCGGGCUGCAUGUGGACAUCUUCAAGGUGCCCACCUGCUGUUCGUGCCAGGUGGACGGCUAUCGGCAGCAGUUUCCGCCGCUGUCCUCCAUCCAGGCCAAGGAGUACUCGCCCGGCGGCUACAAGCUGGACAAUGGCAACAGCAACGGCUACAGCACCAUCAACGAGGAGGACCUGGACUACAACGAUGAGAGCGACGAGGACGACUUGGGUCUGAGCUAUGCGCCGAACAAUGAGCUCAGCUAUCUGAGCAGCAAGAAGGUGCGCGCCAAGCUGCCAGCGCCAUCUAGCGUUGGCCCCUAUCUGAGUCCGCCGGACGACGAGGAUCCCUUUGCCAUUGGCGGCUACAAGGGCCACAAGAGCAGCAGUUCCAUUGGCAGCUCGAGCUCGAAAAAGUAUUACAGCCAGCUGAGCCGCCGGCGGCCGCAGCAUACGGAGGCGCGCGUCGACAUCGACAUGGAUCUAUCGCCCAGCGAGACGCAGGCCGAUCAAGAGGUAAACGUAUUGGCUGGGGAGCAGCCGCGCGUGCCCAUCAAGCGCAAGCGUAUUUAUACAACCACUACUACCACCCACGCAGCCACAACUGGGGGACAUCAAGGAGCAUCAACUCGAGUACGGAUACCCGUACACCUAUCCAGCAAACCAUCGAGCACAGCCGCCACCAGCAGUCUACCAGCCCGAACUGGAACCGCAGCUGCGGCUGGAAUCGGAGCCGGAGCCGGAGCCGGAGCCGGUGUCGGUACUGCCACCCAUGCCCACCAAGCGACUGCUGCAUCCGGCUCAAUUGCAUCAUCUAACCCUGCCCUCGGCCAGGGCCAGGGCCAGGGACAGGGAUCGGGACAGCGCUUCCAAAAGUCGCGACCACGUUUCUAUGCACCACAGCCUACGACGACCUCUGUCGCAGUUGCUCCCAGCAACGCGAUCCCAGUCAGCCCAGAGGCGUCACUACCAACCACCUACGUUCAGCAGAGGAAGCAGCAGCAGCAAUCGACGGCAUUUCCACAGCCGCCGCUUGUGAACUCCAUAUUCGACAACAACAACAACAACAACAACAAUAACAAUGGCACUCGCCGCAUCAAUUAUAGCUAUCAUCCCAUCAUCGACUUCUUCGAGAAGAACAGGCGCACAGAUGGGGCAGMUGUGAGCUCGCUCGACGAUCAGGAGCCCGACUACGCUGUGGAGGAGUCGCGGCUGGUGGAGCAACGUUAUCCAUCUAGAGUAAAGGCAAUUGCGGCCACGCUGCCGACUGCUGUUAAUCUGGGCGUGGGCAUGGGCGUGGCCUAUCAACAUGUGGUGCCCACAUCGCACGAGCGUAGAAUGGGCUUUGGUGCCGGUGGUGCGGUUGGCGGUGCUGUUGGUGGUGCUGGACGCUAUGGCUAUGCCAACGACAAUGCCUGGCAGCCGCUGGUUGUGGAUCAUUAAACUUAAGACGCAUGCAACUCCCUUAGCUUAAACCUCUAUACUCCCAUGGCUAACAUAGAUAGCUURUUGUAUUAAUCGCAUCGAAUCGAGACUCAUCUGGCUUAGCUUGUAGUUGUGCCUCCUAUACUUGCCUAGUUACUGCAACUGAAUGACGUAAUUGCCUAAUCUUACCUAACUCUAUGUCUAACAGCAUCCAAUUAAUUAAUUAAUUAAUUAUUCAAUAAUUAUUUAUUUAUUUAUUUCGUAGCAAGUAGCGAUGUUUUCGAAAACAAA
Messenger RNA from Drosophila arizonae, 2061 nucleotides. It is a transcript of the gene NT1, whose product is annotated as Neurotrophin 1. The record is from RefSeq and is a predicted model, not a curated record. Gene Ontology annotation, cellular component: extracellular region. Gene Ontology annotation, molecular function: Toll binding; growth factor activity. Gene Ontology annotation, biological process: innate immune response; central nervous system formation. Lineage: Eukaryota; Metazoa; Arthropoda; Insecta; Diptera; Drosophilidae.